UACCUUUCUGUCAAGCCCAUUUUAAUUACCAACUUUGUUGGUCUCAAAAGCUCGACAGACAGAAGAUUGUCGAUCGUCGAUCGCCGAUCGCCGGACUGUAGAAACAAUGUCGGAGAAGAAGAAAGACACCACCGGAGCCAGCAGCUUCGAGAGGGAGGGCGAUCUCAUUGACUUCGCAAUUAGAAUCUGGAACAAAACGGUGUCGGAGCCUUACUAUUUGUUCCACUUGUUACUCUUCUUCUCUUACAUUCCCAUUCGCUGCUCCGCCUCCCGUGUCCUCUCCUCUUCACGCGCCGCUACUCUUUUUACUCGCGAAAUUCAAGGAGUGGUCACAUUUUUUCUUCUGGCUGUGGUGAAGUUGGUAAGGGAUGAAACAUGGGAAGCGUUCAUUUCCAACGCUCUAUUCUUUGCCAAGAUUUACCUUGCUGGCAUCGCUCUUGUUAUGGAUUAUCACUUAGCUCUCUGGUACUCUUUGGGGUUUUUAGUUAUUUAUAUCUCAGCGCAACAGCCUCCUUAUGAAGAAUUUGGAGAUUCAACUCAGUUAACUCCCCUACAAUUAGAGACGUUACUCACUGAAGGAAACACGUCCAGAUUCUGGCUGGUUGAAUUUCGUGCUUUGUCCGUGUCCUCUUGCAUAAGAACUAGUUCAUUCUUCCCGGAACUUUCGAUUACAUAUUCAAACAAAAACUUGUCUUUUGGAAUAGUUGAUCUUGGUCUCUUCCCAAAUGUUGCUGAGAAGUUUGGAAUUUCUCUUGGUAGCCUCAGCCAGCUUCCAGCUUAUAUAAUGUUUGACAAUGGGACAGACGUCUCUUGGCUCGCAGAGGUGGAUUCAGGAGUAAAUAUUUUCCGUCCUUCCCUGACGAAGAAAUAUAUGUGCCGGCAUUUUGAGCUUGAUAAGCUUCUUCUUGAUUAUGUGCAUGGAAAAUAGGUAAUGACUUACCUUGAAUUAGUAGAUUCAUGCUCUUAGUUUUAAGUUAGUCUCUUGGAUUUUUGUUCUGAAUUAAUUAUAUAGAUACACAGUACCUUUACAGGACAAAGUUUCUUCUUGAAGUUCUUCACAACCACGAGUUCUGCUAUUCAGAAUCAUAUUGAAAUAUCUAUAGAUUUGCAACCUGCCACCUCACUUUAUUGGGUAAAAAGAUUGGAAUACUUUGUCAUAUGAAUAACUUGUUUCUCCAGAGUUUCUAAGUAUUUAUUUGACGUGGAUGUUUGUCAUCAAUGCACAGUAAGGUUCGAAAUGAUAUAUUGUUCAGCCUGUGUGGCCACUGUAAUAUGUUAUCUGUUAGAUAUCCUCUUAGAAUCACAUUUACUUUAUCAGCCUUUGUGCUUGUUUUUUCAUUCAAAUUAAAUCAUGUUUAUUACAGCACAUAGCAUUUUAUGCCUCAUUGUACCUAAUGGAAGAAAAUCCUGUGCAAGUGGUACCUUAAAAUGGUUCAAAUUUACGAUUCCAUUCUUUUGUUGGGAAAUUGUUAUGAGCGAUUUCAGUGCAAUGCCAUUUCAAUUUCAAACCUCAUGUGUCUGGACUGCAGAUCAUGAUCCUUGACGUUGCACUUACUCAAUUUUGUUUUGCAGAUUACAUCAGAGAUAGGCAAUGAACAGCACCCGCAUCAGCAUGUUGAAGGUUUUGCUUGCAAAACAUCUCUGGUGAAGUAACUGACAGUUUUUUAAGUUUUUCCAAGUCCAUUGUCAAUAGAAAGUCAGUAGCAAAUGAUAGAGCUUGGAUUGAUUGUCUCACACGUCAAAUGAAUCACAUUAUGUCAUUAUGAUACAAUUAGUACACCCUUGAAAAGAGGGUGUAUGGAUAGAUGUUAAAACAAAACAGAGUCUUUUUUGAUUUUGUAAAUUGAACUUUGCACAUGUGAAGGAAUUUUUGUUGUACGAUGGCACGAGAAUCCUGGUUAGAUUAAGUACAGAUGAAGAAAGAAAAGAUUAUUAGUUUUGUUUGGUUUUGUUUUAUGAUAAAGUCAUUCUCCAA
Messenger RNA from Oldenlandia corymbosa var. corymbosa, 1975 nucleotides. The record is from the annotation of a GenBank genome assembly. Lineage: Eukaryota; Viridiplantae; Streptophyta; Magnoliopsida; Gentianales; Rubiaceae.